Mastomys coucha (southern multimammate mouse) is the source of this 1042-nucleotide messenger RNA. It is a transcript of the gene Rnf185, whose product is annotated as ring finger protein 185. Bases 442 to 1020 code for a protein of 192 amino acids. Lineage: Eukaryota; Metazoa; Chordata; Mammalia; Rodentia; Muridae. Gene Ontology annotation, biological process: ubiquitin-dependent protein catabolic process. Gene Ontology annotation, molecular function: ubiquitin-like protein conjugating enzyme binding; metal ion binding; ubiquitin protein ligase activity. The record is from RefSeq and is a predicted model, not a curated record. Gene Ontology annotation, cellular component: endoplasmic reticulum. The transcript is spliced from 8 exons.
UUGCUCUAAUAGAGGCGGCUCCGUGUCAGGUGACCAAGGUCCGGGUAGGAGGGGUCGGAGGUUCAAUCUUUCUGACUGACGCGUCUCUAAGACUGGCUUGUGUACUGUGGGACAGGGGAACGGACUGGUGGCGUCGCUGGCGCUCGCACUGCUGCGGCAGGAGGCAGAAGCAGUCGGACCUUUGAGUUGGAGAACAGCCAGGACUACACAGAGAAAACCCUGUCUCAAACAAACAACAAAGGGAGCGCAUAAGACAGAUGAUGGAUUCCAGAAUGCCUCCAGUUCUCUAGAACCUAAGAACUGAACACAAGAAUGAGAGUCAGAGUCAGUUCAUUGGUGGUUGCUGCAAGGAUAUUCAACUCUGAUAUUCUCUCACUGUGGUUUCUCGGGGUGAGUAGGAUUGUCUUGAGAAUCUUCUAAAAGCCUUGCUGGCAAGCAGCCAUGGCAAGUAAAGGGCCUUCAGCCUCUGCAUCCACUGAGAAUUCCAGUGCAGGGGGGCCCAGUGGCAGCAGCAAUGGCCCUGGUGAGAGUGGAGGGCAAGACAGCACCUUCGAAUGCAACAUAUGCCUGGACACGGCCAAGGACGCUGUCAUCAGCCUGUGUGGCCACCUCUUCUGUUGGCCGUGUUUACAUCAGUGGUUGGAGACUAGACCUAACAGACAAGUGUGUCCAGUUUGCAAAGCUGGCAUCAGCCGGGACAAGGUCAUCCCACUCUAUGGCAGAGGCAGCACUGGACAGCAGGAUCCCAGAGAGAAGACUCCUCCUCGUCCUCAAGGCCAGAGGCCAGAGCCAGAGAAUAGAGGGGGAUUUCAAGGAUUUGGAUUUGGAGAUGGUGGCUUUCAGAUGUCUUUUGGAAUUGGAGCAUUUCCAUUUGGGAUAUUUGCCACAGCAUUUAACAUAAAUGAUGGACGGCCUCCUCCAGCUGUUCCUGGGACACCCCAGUAUGUGGAUGAGCAGUUCCUGUCACGCCUCUUCCUGUUUGUCGCCCUGGUGAUCAUGUUCUGGCUGCUGAUCGCCUAAUACAGGACCCUGUUAACAUCCA